Messenger RNA from Paecilomyces variotii, 592 nucleotides. RefSeq lists its product as hypothetical. Gene Ontology annotation, cellular component: nucleoplasm; kinetochore. Gene Ontology annotation, biological process: chromosome segregation; mitotic cell cycle; kinetochore assembly. The record is from RefSeq and is a predicted model, not a curated record. The coding region runs from base 120 to 356 and encodes 78 amino acids. Gene Ontology annotation, molecular function: protein heterodimerization activity. The transcript has 4 exons. NCBI's taxonomy places the organism in Eukaryota, Fungi, Ascomycota, Eurotiomycetes, Eurotiales, Thermoascaceae.
CUCGACUUGCGGGAGAGCUUCCCAACAACUCAUCAACCACUUUUAUUACCUGAAGACGAGAUCGCUGCAAUAUCCUUCAAGGUGGCCUUCGAGUCUAUAAUCACCUCUUGAAGACGAAAAUGGUUGCGACGCAAAAGCUCUAUCCCCGCGCCACGGUUAAGCGCAUCGUCAAAGCGCAUUCGAAUCGGAGCCUCAGCAAGAACGCGGAUAUCUUGAUCUUCCUUGACUACAUGCUCUUCAUGCAAGAACUCAUGCGCGAAGCAUCUAUACGUUCACGUCGAGCCGGGGAGAAAGGUAUCUCUGCAAAGAGUGUGCGGAAGGUCACUGAGAUGACCCUACGCAAGUUCAAAGGUUGAUCGAUUUUUCGACACGUGUUUUAUAUCUUGUUUGUUAUGGCGCUAUGGCCGGACUACAUUGUUUCUCUUUCUGGGGUACCUGGGAUAAAGGAGUUUCGGGAUUUUGCACAACGCCUCGAGUCUAUGAUAUGAUACCCCCAACGUUGACUAGUUGAAGCAACGUGAAAUAUAAACGCGAUACCAAUGGGAACUCUUCAGCUCCAGCUCCAGCCCAGCUACAUAGGUGGUGCUCGCCA